Messenger RNA from Strongylocentrotus purpuratus (purple sea urchin), 1013 nucleotides. RefSeq lists its product as uncharacterized. Gene Ontology annotation, biological process: protein ubiquitination. Bases 84 to 692 code for a protein of 202 amino acids. The transcript has 3 exons. Gene Ontology annotation, cellular component: BRCA1-BARD1 complex. NCBI's taxonomy places the organism in Eukaryota, Metazoa, Echinodermata, Echinoidea, Camarodonta, Strongylocentrotidae. The record is from RefSeq and is a predicted model, not a curated record.
UCUGUAAUAAGUUACAUUUUUCGCUCGACGAGCAUGAAAUUAUAAUUUAGGAGAUAAAAUCAGGAUUUGAAAAAGGAACCACAAUGGCUGACACCUUAACAGAAGAGAAGCUAAGUGAGCUGGCAGAGGCUCUGGCGGUAGACAAGAAUUUACCCAAGCUGGGUCUUAAACUCGGAUUCAAGAAAAAUAAGGUCGACAUGUAUUUGGGUAUCAAUAAUAGAAAUGAUAGUUUUGACGGUACCUCCAAUAUGCUCUUUGACUGGAAGAAGAAAACCCCAAGAAUUAAUCGAAUUCCAGAUUUGAAGAAAGCACUGAUUGCAUCUGAUUUGAUUGACUUUGCAGAGGAUUUUUUUCCUGAAGAAGGCAGUUCUGUUCCUGCACAAAGUGGUCACCUGACGCCAGGUCUUCUACCGCCCACCGAAGACUUCGACGAUAUGUUGGUAACUGUUGCAAAGAGAGUCCACAAGGACUCAGAAAUCGACACAUUAGGAAAACAGCUUGGAUUUACACCGGAAGAUACUCAUCGGUACAUAGCAACUAAUAACAAAACCCAGAAUGUAACAUAUGUUGGCACUCUUCAGAUGCUCCGUGAUUGGCGAAACCGUCAAACAAAUUCUACCGAGCGAGGAGCUUUGAAGACUGCUUUGGAGCAAUCUGGACAAAUGCGUCUUGCUGAUGAUCUCUUUCCUUAAUUCCUUCCAGACAUUAAAUACAUAAGCAUGACAGGAAUCAGUAGCGUUUCCAGAAAAGGGGAUGGGUAGGGUCAUGCUCUAUUCUUUGAUACAAUAGUGUUUGAUAAACUUCUACCAUAGUAAAUAUAUAAGACAUGGACUAAUAGGUUUCACUUUUUUCUUACAGUUCCAUUAUUUUGUGUUUUCAAUCUUUCUUUUAUCAGUCUUGUCUCACGGGUAGACUAUUUGUGUGGGUUUUUUUAUGUCCAAUAUACAAACAUGUUUAUAUCUGUCUGCUUGGACCAAGAAGGGAUAUUACUUUACACACAGUUUACUACGGAU